This is a messenger RNA of Neocloeon triangulifer, 6217 nucleotides long. RefSeq names its product chromodomain-helicase-DNA-binding protein 1 (gene Chd1). Gene Ontology annotation, biological process: nucleosome organization; regulation of transcription by RNA polymerase II. The transcript is spliced from 24 exons. Lineage: Eukaryota; Metazoa; Arthropoda; Insecta; Ephemeroptera; Baetidae. Bases 440 to 5743 code for a protein of 1767 amino acids. Gene Ontology annotation, molecular function: chromatin binding; DNA binding; histone binding. The record is from RefSeq and is a predicted model, not a curated record. Gene Ontology annotation, cellular component: chromatin; nucleus.
CCGUGCAAGAGAGUAGAGAAAAGAUGGCCGCCCGCCUUGUUAGGUCGAGCACUUCGCCACGCGCUAACUCGCGUUCGCCGCCCUCGUAGUUGGACUCGUGCGACCCGCGUGUGCCGCCUAGUCGGUCGGUCAACAUCCCGUUUCACCUUUCACUGACAUUCGGCCGUCGAUUUCGGCCCUAGCUGCGUGAAUUCGUGCAAAUUCUUUCGUGUCGUUGUUGCUCACGGCCUCAAAAUGGCAGCCAUUGCGGGAUCCGCUCGCCGACCGAUUCAGCUCUGGUGACUUCUUCGACGAGCCCCUGCACACCCUGCCGAAGGGUCGCGACUGAAUUUUCGCACGGUUCGCAUCCACUUCGGCAUUUUCUGACUUUUCCAAGUGUUUUUGGUGUGAUACUGAAAGAAUUCGGCGAGAUUGGCCUGCACGAAAAUCGACUUAUGCAAUGCGUCAGUCAAAUUUGAGCGAUUCGGAGAAUUCCGACUCCGACAAGAACUCGUCUGCUUCUGAUGACGAGUCAAACAAAAGCCAAAAAAGCUCCAAGUCGUCGGCGUCUGGCUCUGGGAGUGGGUCAGGCUCAAGCUCCUCAGGGUCUGCAUCGUCGAAGUCAGGAAGCGGUUCAGAUUCCGAUUCUGACAAUGGCGAAAAAGCGUCGCCUGCCAAAAGCAGCAGCUCUGCGUCUCCUUCAAAGGACUCGCCCACCAAGGGUCGCAAGUCCGAAGAACUGAAGCAGGUAAAGAAGAGAUCCAGCAACGAUUCAGAGUGCUGGGAGAAUAAUCCAGACAUUUACGGGAUCCGUCGAUCUGGUCGUGAGAGAAAGGAGCCAGAGAGACUUAAUGUGGCUGAGAGUGAUUCCAGUGAUAGAGCCGGCAAGAAGGUCUCUGGACGUCGAGCUUCCAAAAAUUCCAACACAUGGAAUAGUGAUUCUUCAGACUCUGAUUCUGACCCAGUCAAAACAAAGGCGCCUCCCAGCAGACGGCCAGGGGGAAAGCAGCCCGCACGGAGCAGCAAACCUGCACCAAAGAGUAGGCCACAGAGGAAGAGGUACAACUCGGCAUCUUCCGACGAGUCAAGUUUUGAUAGUGAUGAAAAUGAAAGAGGGAGAGGUGCCAAGAAACGGGCUGGAGCUCAUGUCAGUUACAAAGAGGCUAGUGACGACGGAACUGGAUCUGAAGACCUGGUCGAAGUUGACUGGACUAAUUAUGAAGCCCCAGAGCCUGACAAUGCAGAAACCAUCGAAAAAAUAAUUGCUCAGAGAGUCGGGAAGAAAGGAGCAACUGGAAACAUCACAACCUGUUAUGCUGUAGAAAAAUCGGGUGAUCCCAAUGACGGGGUCCAGCAGUGUAACCCUGAAGAGACAGAAUCACAGUUUUUAAUCAAGUGGAAGGGCUGGUCCCACAUCCACAACACCUGGGAGUCGGAGCAGACUCUGAAAGACCAAAAGGUUAAAGGCAUUAAGAAAUUAGAGAAUUUUAUCAAGAAAGAAGACGAAUUGAAUUACUGGAAAAGGCAUGCUACUCCAGAGGAUGUAGAAUACUACGAGUGUCAAUUGGAACUUCAACAAGAAUUGCUAAAGAGUUACAACCGUGUGGAGAGAAUCAUUGCCGAAUACACAAAACCCGAAACUGGUACCCCAGAUUAUUUUAUCAAAUGGGAAAGCCUACCAUAUGCAGAAGCGACCUGGGAAGACGGGCCUCUGAUAGUCGAAAAGUGGCCCCAAAAAAUCAAGGAGUUCCGCGACCGAGAGGAUUCUAAAAAGACCCCUUCAAAGCAAACACGCUGCCUGAAAUACAGGCCAAAAUUUUCACAACUCAAAUCGCAACCAGAAUACAUGGGAGGCGACCAAGUUUUGGUUUUGAGAGACUACCAGCUGGAUGGUGUCAAUUGGCUCAUCCACUCGUGGUGCAAGGAAAACUCUGUGAUCCUGGCUGAUGAAAUGGGUCUGGGGAAAACCAUCCAGACGAUUUGCUUCCUUUAUUAUUUGUACAACGCCCAACAAUUAUAUGGGCCAUUCCUACUCGUUGUUCCUCUGUCAACUAUGACCUCAUGGCAAAGAGAAUUUGUUUUAUGGGCUCCUGAAAUGAAUGUCGUUACAUAUCUGGGAGACGUUGGUUCCAGAGAAAUUAUUCGCCAACAUGAAUGGAUAUACCCAUCAAAAAGGCUGAAGUUUAACGCCAUUCUGACAACCUACGAGAUCCUUCUAAAGGACAAAGCUUUCCUUGGCAGUCUUGAUUGGGCUGCCUUGCUGGUUGACGAGGCGCACAGACUUAAAAAUGAUGAUUCCCUUCUGUACAAGGCACUUAUGGAGUUCCGCACCAACCACAGACUUCUCAUCACUGGCACUCCACUGCAGAACAGUCUCAAAGAGUUGUGGAGCUUGUUGCAUUUCAUCAUGCCAAACAAAUUUGAUAAUUGGGAAGAGUUUGAAAAGGAGCAUGAUAACGCAGCCAACAAAGGCUACUCAAAACUGCACAAGCAACUCGAGCCGUUCAUUCUUCGCCGAGUGAAAAAGGAUGUUGAAAAGUCUCUGCCAGCCAAAGUCGAACAAAUCCUGCGAGUGGAGAUGACCUCCUUGCAGAAGCAAUACUACAGAUGGAUCCUCACCAAGAACUACAGCGCACUUAGAAAAGGAAACAAGGGAUCCUCCACAACUUUCCUCAACAUUGUGAUUGAGUUGAAAAAGUGCUGCAAUCAUUCGUACCUCACAAAACCAAUUGACCACGAACAAAAAUCGUCAUAUGAUGACUACCUGACUACUUUGAUACGAGGCUCAGGAAAGCUGGUACUUUUAGAUAAACUCCUAGUCCGACUAAGAGAAACUGGUCACAGAGUUUUAAUUUUCUCGCAAAUGGUGCGGAUGCUGGACAUUUUGGCAGAAUACUUGCAGCUUAGGCACUUUUCAUUCCAAAGACUCGACGGCGGCAUCAAAGGAGAGUUGAGAAAGCAAGCUCUUGACCACUUCAACGCUGAAAAUUCCCAAGACUUCUGUUUCCUUCUUUCAACGAGAGCAGGAGGCUUGGGCAUCAAUUUAGCCACAGCUGACACAGUUAUCAUAUUUGAUUCUGACUGGAACCCUCAAAAUGAUUUACAAGCUCAAGCUAGAGCUCACAGGAUUGGACAGAAGAACCAAGUCAAUAUAUAUAGACUCGUUACCAAAAACUCUGUCGAGGAGGACAUUGUAGAGCGAGCUAAGCAGAAGAUGGUGCUCGACCACCUUGUCAUUCAACGAAUGGACACUACAGGUCGAACAGUCCUUGAUAAAAAGGCUACCUCCACCACAACUCCUUUCAACAAAGACGAGUUAUCAGCCAUUUUGAAGUUCGGUGCUGAGGAAUUGUUCAAGGAUGAUGAAGAUGGAGAUGAAGAGCCAACUUGUGAUAUUGAUGAAAUCCUGAGAAGGGCGGAAACGAGGGACGAAGAGCCCGCAAGGAUAGGUGAUGAGCUGUUGUCGGCUUUCAAGGUGGCCAGUUUUGCUGCCUUUGACGAGGAAGACAAAAUUGAUAACACUGAACCUGAGCCUGAAGACGAAAGCAAAGAUUGGGACGACAUCAUUCCCGAAAAUUUCAGGAAGAAAGUUGAGGAGGAAGAAAAAGCAAAAGAAAUGGAAGACCUUUACCUUCCGCCAAGAAGUAGGAAAACCCUUCAGCAAAUCAAUCAGUCUGAGAGUGAUGAUGGUCGAGGAAAGAAAAGGAGGAAGAUUGAGGAGGAUGAGGAUGAUGACUCUGUUUCUGGCAGCGAUGAUGGUGGAGGCUCUGACGACGACAGGCCAAGGAAGAGAGGAAGGCCCCGUUCGUCAAACAAAGAAACCAUCAAGGGCUUCAGCGACGCAGAAGUUCGUCGGUUUGUUAAAAGCUACAAGAAGUUCCCUGCUCCCCUGAAGAGACUGGAGGCUGUGGCAUGUGAUGCUGAGCUUCAAGAAAAGCCCCUGGCUGACCUGAAGAAGCUUGGAGAGACUUUGAAAGACAGAUGCAGUAAGAUCAUGACUGAAUGGACAACACUGAAGGAAAACGACACCAAUGACGAUCCAGGUCAAAAGAAACGAGAAAGAGGACCAUCGUUUAAACUAGGUGGUGUUUCCGUCAAUGCAAAAACGCUGAUUGCCACUGAAAAAGAACUGGAGCCUUUGGACGAAAUGCUGCCCAGUGACACUUCAGAGAGAAAUCGAUGGGUACUGGAAGCAAGAGUUAAGCCAAGCAACUUUGAUGUUGAGUGGGAAAUUGAAGACGACUCAAAGUUACUUCGUGGUGUGUAUCAGUACGGCAUGGGCUCCUGGGAAGCCAUCAAAAUGGAUCCCGGUCUGCACAUAGGAGACAAAAUUUUGCUUAAUGAUGACAAGAAGCCCCAAGCUAAACAUCUCCAAGCAAGAGCUGAGUACUUAUUGAAAAUACUUAAAAACCAGCUCAACGUCAAACAAGGAGUGAGCAAACCCAAAAAGCAGAGGAAACAGAGGGAAGCAAAAGUGGCUCUCACAAAACCUAUUAUUGAACAUGACGAAGUUUCGUCUGCAGACGAAGCAACAAACCUGUCCGCAGCCAGCAGCAAGAAGAAGGUCAAAGUGAAAGAGGAGGUCAAGGUGGAAAUCGAUGAAGACUCGAGGGACGUAAAGAAGAAGCAGAAAAAAGAGAAAAAGGAGAGCAAGGCCAAGAAAGCUCAGGGCCCAAUGCACUUCACUGCAAACAACGAGCCACGCGCCCUCGACGUCAUGGGAGAUUUGGACCCACAGAUCUUUGACCAGUGCAAGGAGAAAAUGCGACCUGUUAAAAAAGCCCUCAAGGCCCUGGACAGCCCUGACCAAAGUUUACCGGAAAAAGAGCAAGUCCACCACGCAAAGAUGUGUUUGCUGCAAAUAGGGGAACAAAUAAAUAAAUGUUUGUCCGAGUUCAAAGAUCCAGAGAAAGUCAAAGAGUGGAGGAGCAAUCUUUGGUACUUUGUCUCCAAAUUCACUGUUUACGAUGCCAAGAAACUCUUUAAACUGUACAAACAGACUUUAAAGAAGGAGGAAAAGAAAAAGGGGAAGAAGCAAAAAUCUGAAAAAGAGGAAAAAACAAAGGAGGAGCCCUCAGAGAAAGAGCACAAAAGUAAGGAUAGAGACAAAACCAAUAGCAGUAAAAAACGAAAAGCUGAAACAGAACCGGAAUUCCAGUCAUCCCCUAAAAAAUCAGUAUCAGAGUCAAGAAACAAAGAAAAGGAAGACAGAAGGGAGAAGGAGAAAAAGCAAGAGCCCCGCUCAGAAAGUCGUGGCAGCAACUCGGACUCAAGAGGCAGCUUGGACAAAAAGGAUCGGUCCCGUGAUGGUCCUUCCACUCCGCAAAGAAACUUUCAGCAAGCUGGCAACUACUCCAACAAUAGUCCUCACAGCAGACCUGACAACGAGAGUCGCUGGGGAAACAACAGUUCUGGCAGAGACAGGUACAGCGGUGCCGGAGACAAGAGGGACAACUAUCAACGAAUGCCUAAAAACUUCCAUCGAGACCGCGAUAGGCCAAGACCACCUGACAACAGAAGGUUCCAUCAAGGUGGCCCCAGUGGUUCAGGUGGAUUUGGAGGUGGGAACAGUGGAAGCCAGUUUGGCGGCGUCUUUGCAGGAGGCAACAACAACAUGUACUCUGGUAAUGAGCAUCCCCAAAUGUCCAAUUUUGGAAGCCAAAGGGACAGGUUCAUGGGGCCGAGUUCAAGUAAUUAUCCUGAUUGGAGGGCGUCCGGAGGAGGUAACAGGAGGGACUUUGACAACCGGCGACCACAGAACUAAGUUUACCACAAUCUUAUCACAUUAUAUAGCCCUUGAAAUGUGCCACGAAGGCCCUGUGUGCAUGUGAUUUUAUAUUAUUCCAACCAUCAGACUCCUAAGCCCAGCGUUAAGGCAAAAGUGUAAAUGAAAUGUGAGGAAACAAUGUAUUUUCGUGUGAAAUGAAAUGCUAUGCGCCUGGUCCGCGUUUGACCGUUUUAACAGCAGAAUGAUGUUUAUUAAUUAUUUAAGAAGAUCAUACAUUGUUUUCCAUCAACUACGGGUGAUGCUUUUUAGUGCAACACUUUUUAUUAUUAUUCGACUGAUGAAAAAAAAAUAUAGAAAUAAUUUGCUGCAGUAGGUCGCUGUCCUUUAGCUUGACGAGCGCCCUUAUUUUUGUUUACUGCUGCAUUCGUUAUCACUCUCGUUUCAAAAUAUACUGUGAUUAUUUUGAAAUGUGUAUUCACUGAUUUGGCCAAUAAAUUUUUCCCCAUACAA